This is a messenger RNA of Spea bombifrons (plains spadefoot toad), 2285 nucleotides long. It is a transcript of the gene CENPI, whose product is annotated as centromere protein I. Bases 66 to 2207 code for a protein of 713 amino acids. The record is from RefSeq and is a predicted model, not a curated record. Gene Ontology annotation, cellular component: kinetochore. Lineage: Eukaryota; Metazoa; Chordata; Amphibia; Anura; Pelobatidae. The transcript has 20 exons.
CAGGUUGUUAAUGACUGUGCCUUCAUUCAUGUACCCGGUUAACAAACAGUAAGCAUGAAUCAGAAAUGGAGGGACAGCAGUAUAUACAAGAAACAAGGAUGUCUGGACAGCAGGACUCGAACAUCCAACAACUGAAAGAGGCCCUCCAAUACUUUAAGAAUGUUGAUAGUAAGGUCUCGGUGAAGGGAAACCUUGUUUUAUCUGCGCACCUUACUUCGGUAGAGGAUUUCGGCAUGCAGAAUGGCAUUCCUCCAGAUGGUGUUGAUGUAUUGCUUGAACUGGCUCUCAGUGGGAAACUAGCGGACUCCGUCAACACCAGGCUCUUGAAGUGCUUGCUACCUGCAAGUGAAGUCCUACAGAGCAGUAUUAUUAAGGGGGUUUCAUUGUUCUGCGCUGCAAAAUGUUCAGCCAGUGUUCAGAGCCUGUUCAUUCGCUGGCUUAUUUCCGUGUUUGAUCUCAUUCCAUGCAAGGAUGCACUUUCUUCGCUCUACAACUUUUUCUUUUACUAUCUACAGGAUGAGAAGUUGUGUCCCUAUCUAUGUCACCUGCUUUAUCUGAUCACCAAGAAAGAUCAUGUGCGUCCUUUCAGAGUCCGGAAACUAUUAGAACUCCAGAGUCGGAAGGGGCUAUAUCCUCCUCUUAUCGGCCUCCUCUCCUUGUAUAAAAUAUUUUGCCCAGAGAUGGUUUUGGUCUCUCUGCCAAGUAGAGUUAAGAACUAUUUCAAGAGCUCACACCUGCUGUGGACUUCAGAGCUGAGGGCAGUGACAAGGAGGAAUGCAGGACAUCCAACUAUGGAUCAUAUUUUGAAUGUAGGGGGCAAGGAACAUCCAUUAGCCAAUUCCCGUAAAAGGAAAUGGAACAGUAAACUCCCACAGUCUGCAUGCAGUGAUGUUUGGAGUGCUGUGCCUUUUAUCGAUAACCAUCUGAUGUCCUCUAAUCAGGUUUUUCCUUUAGAGAAACUGCAGACUUUCACACAGCUACUGGAGAACAUCCACCAGCUUGAGCUUCCAGCACAGAUGGGUUCUGUGUUAAAAAACCCCCUCCUGUUGCAUUAUGUAAACUGCAUCAAAGAUGAUACUCUGUUUUUGAGGCUAAAUUACUGGUUGGCGUUCACGCUGCAUGAAGAAUGCUCCUGGUUUUUGGGAAAGAAGCAUAAUGAAGAAGUAGAGGUGUUUCUUGAGACAGUUGUUAAAACUCAGAAAUUUUUACAGGAAGGGCUUUCAAGCACUGAAGAAUUCCUCUACAAGUAUCUUCCGCAUUGGAAUGGCUCUCUUCGUUCACAAAUCCUCAAACUUAUCACCUGGAUUCCAAUUAACUCUUCUUCAGAGUUGGAAAUGUUGCUGUAUGAACCACUGGCUCAACUUUUUGCCGGAUCCACUUUGUUUUUCAAGUGCAGUGUGCUUGAGAGUAUGAAGGGGUUGUUGCAAAACUGGCUUGUCUGGCAUUCAGUGUGUGCUGAAGAAGUGCAUUCAAACGGGGCAAACAAUCAUACUAUGUCUGGAUUGCUGACUGCAAUUGAAGAUCUGAUACAGUUCACUGGGCGCUUGUGCACUCUUGGGCUCCAGAUCCAGAGCAGCUCUCUUCUCCUUCAUUUUAUACUGGAUUUCUAUGAGAUAGUCUGUGACAUGUACACACAAUUUGAUUUACCCCUGGUUGUCCUUCCACCUCCGGGAGUGUUUUACCCAGCUUUGCUUAGUACAGACUCCGUGAACCUUGACAGACUUUGCUACAUCAUGUACAGGUACAGGACCAACUUGGUAACUGUAAAAGAUAAUGAACGACACAAAAGGGGAAAGAUUUAUCUGAACAUCAGCAGUCAAACAUUCCAGGAGUAUAAUCGGUACCUAACAGCUAUGGUUGGUUGUUUGUGGACCUCACAAGCAUUUCUUCAGGACACUCAUCCUCAGGGCAUCCGGCUAGAGCAAGAGGUGCUGGCAAGUACCGGUGUUCCCUACUACAAGAAAGCAUUCAACAUAGUCUACCACCCUGCACUCGUAGGCUAUUCAUCCAGCUUCCUGCAUCAGAGGUUUCCAGAAGACAGAAUGUUUCAGCUCCACCUAAUAAAGGGUCAACGUUGGAAUACAUAUUUGGAUUUUCUCUACAGUGAAGGAAUGAAUGGCCUAAGACUAUUUAUUGAAAGCAGUGUUAAUCGCGUGUCUAGCAGCAGCCAACAGGAACCCAGUGAUCUUGCUUUAUCUCAGCCUUAGUCUUAUCUGUGCAAUUACACGUCCAAAUCUUCUGUACCAUGAAUAAUUACUGGGGAUAUUUUAAUACAUUAUUUAUAU